Messenger RNA from Stegostoma tigrinum, 10853 nucleotides. It is a transcript of the gene sv2ca, whose product is annotated as synaptic vesicle glycoprotein 2Ca. Gene Ontology annotation, cellular component: membrane. NCBI's taxonomy places the organism in Eukaryota, Metazoa, Chordata, Chondrichthyes, Orectolobiformes, Stegostomatidae. The transcript is spliced from 15 exons. The record is from RefSeq and is a predicted model, not a curated record. The coding region runs from base 675 to 2849 and encodes 724 amino acids. Gene Ontology annotation, molecular function: transmembrane transporter activity. Gene Ontology annotation, biological process: chemical synaptic transmission; transmembrane transport.
UGUGGAAGGGGAUUAUGCGGUGUGAAAUUAACACCGGACGCCUCUUUUGUUUUAAGUACACAGCACACGUAGCUUGAACCGGGAUUGGGUUUAAUGUUGCGUUAACAGGGAUAGUUACUGCCGCAGAGAGACUGAGUCAUGCUGGAGAUGUCAGCUCAGCACCGAGUGGGCAGACGCACAAUGUUAGAGCAGCCACAACAAAAAAAACACACAAAAUCUAAUUACCAAAGCCUGUCCGCUUUUUAGACAGACUUUGUGAUCAAUACAUAACUUCAUGGAGGUUUAAAAAGUUGACUUUGUCUUGCGUACAAUCAUUAGCCCGACACCGCCAGGGAAAGCGAAGUUGGCUGUUUGAAAUCGUUCUUUUUUUGACCCGUUUUCUGAAAGAAACUCUCCAGUCAAUCAAUAGACUUCUGCCGCUUCUCCUCUCACUUCUUAGCUGAUUGUCUCCUUUACCUCCAGGUCCCUGAUGGUCUGAAUAUAGCUAAAACAAAAUCAUUAAUCAUUAGCUGUUAACACUGAAAACUCCAAUGCCAAAUUGCCAAGUUUUUUGAGCGUGUCAAUAAAAAACUGAAUGCCAGAAGCUCAAACCUAGGGUUCCAAAUUUAGAAGGUGUGUUUUACAUCCUGGUUCAGUGUAUUCAUUGAAGAAAGACAUCUAGGAUUGGGGAAACGAUGGAUGAUACUUACAGGGACAGGACUACCCUGAUGAGGGGUGCGAAAGACAUUGCCCACGAAGUUAAGAAGCAAACGGCAAAGAAAGCCAACAAAGGAACAGAUCACACACAUGACGAAUACAACCAGACAUCUUAUGCCAAUUUUCAAAAUGAUGAACAUUACAACUACCGUGGAGAGAGUUAUGGAGAGGAACCUCAUGAAGAUGAAGGAUCAAGUGAUGCUACCGAAGGCCACGAUGAAGAGGAUGAAAUCUAUGAAGGUGAAUACCAGGGAAUCCCAGAUAUGGGCCAAAGGAAGGAGAACCAACUAGCCAUAGGACAGCCUGUCUCAGAUGAGUACAAGGAUCGCGAGGAACUGGAUGCUGAGAGGAGGGCUGAUGAGGAAGAGCUGGCACAACAGUACGAGGUGAUCAUUCAGGAGUGUGGGCAUGGCCGCUUCCAGUGGGCACUGUUCUUUGUGCUUGGGCUGUCUCUCAUGGCUGAUGGUGUGGAGGUGUUUGUGGUGGGCUUCGUCCUGCCAAGUGCCGAGACAGAUAUGUGCGUAGAAAACUCCACUACAGGAUGGCUGGGAAGUAUAGUAUACCUUGGGAUGAUGUUGGGGGCCUUUUUCUGGGGUGGUCUAGCAGACAAGAUUGGCCGACGGCAAUCCCUCAUCAUUUGCAUGUCCAUCAAUGGUUUCUUCGCCUUUCUUUCAUCCUUCGUCCAGGGCUAUGGGCUCUUCCUCUUCUGCCGAUUCUUCGCUGGAUUUGGGAUUGGAGGAGCAGUUCCAGUUGUGUUUUCCUAUUUUGCUGAAGUCUUGGCCCGGGAGAAGCGUGGUGAACACCUGAGUUGGCUCUGCAUGUUCUGGAUGAUUGGAGGGAUCUAUGCAUCUGCCAUGGCUUGGGCCAUUAUUCCUCAUUAUGGUUGGAGUUUCAGUAUGGGCUCGGCAUACCAAUUCCAUAGCUGGCGGGUCUUUGUUGUUGUCUGCGCUCUUCCCUGUGUCUCCUCUGUUGUCGCACUCACCUUUAUGCCUGAAAGUCCCAGGUUCCUGCUGGAGGUGGGGAAACAUGAUGAGGCCUGGAUGAUUCUGAAGCAAAUUCAUGACACCAACAUGAGAGCACGGGGACAGCCUGAGAAAGUAUUCACUGUCAAUAGAAUCAAGACUCCAAAACUGAUUGAUGAAUUGAUAGAGAUACAGACAGACACAGGCACAUGGUAUAUGAGAUGGUUUGUUCGGAUCAAGACUGAGCUGUAUGCUAUUUGGAUGACUUUCAUGCGAUGUUUUGACUAUCCAGUGAAGAAAAACACCAUUAUGCUGAUUAUUGUUUGGACAACUUUGUCAUUUGGCUACUAUGGUCUCUCUGUCUGGUUCCCUGAUGUCAUCAAACACCUUCAAGCUGACGAGUAUGCAUCCCGAGUGAAAAGGUUUUAUGGCGAAAGAGUUGUGGAUUUUGUGUUCAACUUUACUCUGGAAAACCAGAUCCAUACAAAUGGAGAAUACAUCAGGGACAGGUUUACUGUUAUGAAGUUUAAAGCAGUAACUUUUGAAGAUUCCCUCUUUAAGAACUGCUAUUUUGAAGAUGUCACGUCAUUAACUACAUAUUUUAGGAACUGCACAUUUAAUGAAACGUUAUUCUAUAAUACAGAUCUCGAGAUGUCUAAAUUCAUUGAUUGCCAGUUCAUCAAUACCACAUUUCUUCACAAUAAAAAAGGCUGCCAGAUUAAUUUCGAUGAGGACUACAGCGCAUACUGGAUCUAUUUUGUGAACUUCCUAGGUACACUAGCAGUAUUGCCAGGCAACAUUGUAUCUGCUCUCCUCAUGGACAGAAUUGGCCGCUUGACAAUGUUAGGUGGCUCCAUGGUUCUGUCAGGGAUCAGCUGUUUCUUCCUAUGGUUUGGGACCAGUGAAGCUAUGAUGAUUGGGAUGCUCUGCCUAUACAAUGGUCUGACCAUUUCAGCCUGGAACUCCCUUGAUGUGAUCACUGUGGAACUCUUGCCAACUGACAGGAGAGCAACAGGAUUUGGGUUCUUGAAUGCCCUGUGUAAGGCAGCAACUGUACUCGGAAAUCUCAUUUUUGGCUCUUUGGUUGGUAUAACCAAAGCAAUCCCCAUCCUGCUGGCAUCCACUGUCCUCGUCUGUGGAGGCCUCAUGGGACUCCGACUUCCUGAUACAAGAAACCAGGUUCUCAUGUGAUGGAUUUUUAGGUUGGCAGUGAUCAAGUGAGAGGUUUGAAUAAAAAUAGUCUCCAGUUUAAGACCAAAACAAUUAUUAUCACACACAAGUUUGUCACUUUUCCUGAAUACUCCUUCCUUUAUUCUGCGCUUUCUGAAAUUUUGAAAAUAAUGUGAUCAAUGGGGCUGCAGUCCACACACACGCACUUGUUUAUGUGGCUUAGAGAGCAUAAAGAGGAAAUAGUAAAUCAGUUCUGACAGCAGGUUUUUAAUCUAGUGUGUGACCAUUAUUCAGGUUUAUCCUCCCCUCUAUAAAUUCAAACCAUUGUAAAACUUUCAGUCAUAAUAAAUCAGCAAAUCAGUAAAGUUCUGAGGCAAGGCUCAAAGCAAACAAUGACAUGUUAUUAAUCCUACAGAGAAUGCUUGCAGCACCCAGAUGUGUUUAUUAUUCCAUUUCUUUAAUAUUGACAAAAUCAAUUUGUUCCAUUUGCUAAAACAGCUAAUUUUACCGAAGAAUGUUUGAUUUAAGUGGGAUUGGAGAAGAUUUUAAUUGCAAUGCAGGAAUCAAUUUCUAUCUGUAGCCCUUUUCUCUCUUUUUAGCAUCAUUUUAAAACUUGACACAAAUUUAUCUGACAGUGACAAUGAUGAAUAAGAUUAAUAAGGAAUGUCCCACAAAAACAAAAACUAGCCUCUUACAUUUUCUCUUCUGUCCUUUGUCAUAUUUCCAUUUCCCAAUGCAUUCGACAACAUGCUACAAAACAACAAACACUUCAAAAAAGCCAAUUCUUAUGUAAAGAGACUUGAAAUAUUAUAAUAGGAAAUAUUAUAACGUGUUAAAAAUGUUGACUGUAAAUGCACUAUAUUGUCAUUUUAACCAAGAAUGUACAGAAUCAUCUAUAUAGUUAUGUUAUUUUUACAUACUUUUAUACCAUCUCAUGUGAAAAGAAUAUCUUGCUUACUAAAAUCAAGAAUUUAGAAAAAAUCACUGGUUAAACAUCAAAACCCUAUAAAGAGUCCAUUUGUUCAUUUGAAACCUAAAUGGCCUUUGACCUCAUGUUCGCCUGUAAAAUAUGCAUUGUGCCUGUUGUAGCUUGAUCUAUAUAUAACGUAUUGUUUCCAUUUCAUUUGUAAAUGUCAGCGACGGACAUUAAUGUUAAAUAUAAUUUAAAGAUUAUCUGAAUAAUGAUUUUAUAGGAAUUAUUUCCUGUCUUAUUUUAAUUCUUUGCAUUUGACUGUUUUUGCAUAGUUUUGUGAUGACUGGUCAAACACAGGCUAGAAAUUUUACUAGAGCGGCUCCUGUUCUGCUGUAGUAAUAAAUAAGUGUGGCAGAAAGCACAGGAGCCAGACAGCAAAACAAAGGAGAAUCCAAACCAUAGUUUAGAUUUCCCAAACUAAACCUUCCAUUCGCUAUUACUAAACUACACAGCUGGUGAUUAGGUUGAACUUCCUCCUAUUAUGGUACAGUUUUCUCUGCCGAUUAGCUUUACUAAAAACAGAUGUGAAGAUAAAGCGUUGUUACUUUUCUUCUUAUAGAAAAGUAACAAUGCUUAAUCUUCUAUAAUGAGCUAAUGGAGGAUAAUUUAGCACACUUACAUCAAAAUAUUGACAGUGUCUUAAUAAAUUGUACUUUUUUAACAGUCUGGGGAGGAGGUAACCUUCUUUUGUUAAUUAUUUUGCUAUUUAAUACAAUGGCAAACAACUUCCAUUUAUGUAGCACCUCUCGGACAGUAAAGACAUCCCAGAGCACUACAUUGCUCAGUUGUGAAGUAAGAACAAAGGAAAUUAAAGCAUUUUAGAACACUUUUCCCUAUUUUUCAUCUUUGACAAGAUAUCAAACACUAGAUCUUCUGCUUCUCACAAACCAUUUUUCGCCUUCUACCAAUUCUCUUUCCCAGUGAUGUUAAUGGAAGGAAAAUAUUGGCUGGGUUGUACAUCAGGGAGCUAAACUAAAAACACCCAAUCACCUCCUCACUAAAAGUCCUGCCCAUUAUUCCAGUUCCUUUUCUAAAUCCAAAAUUGCAAGAAAAUUAUUGAAAAAUUGGUACUGUAAAUUACCAGCAGAAAUUUGAUUGCUGUAUUCUCAUUGGAAGAAAGAAAUAAGAGUUCCAAAGCUGGCUAGCAAGGUCCAAACAACUGUGGCAACUGAUCAACAAAAUAUCACAGAACUGCAGAGCUUAAUAAGGUUUUUAAGUAAUCUGGCUCUCUUACCUAAAGUCUAAUAAGUAUUUUGGAGAUUACUAUGACUCUUCUUUUUCUAUUGGUCUCCUCCGUAACAUGUUAAUCUGUUCAAAUACACAUUUAGCUUGUAUUGAAAAUGGAUUUUGAGCUGGUUUAUCUGUUACUUAUGCUUGUAUACAACAUUUGUUUAAGUCUGACCUCCAGUGGACAAUAUAAACACAGCACCAAUUGCUUUAAAAUGAAGUGAGUUCCCCUCAAGAUCAAUUUGGAGGCUGUACCGUGUAAUUUUUUGGUGAAUUUACUGUCAGCUUAAUAACCUAAGUACCAUUCCCUCCAGUUGUCAACCAUUAGUUAUUUGGAAGUGAGCAGGAAUUCUUUAGAACACUGGAAAAGUCAAGCCUAUCGAAUUUAACUUGUUGGACUUCAUCUAUUAAUUCCCUAAUACUCUUGUUACAAUGUACAGCUUCAUGUUGAACAUACUUAAUGUUUUCUGCUCAACAUUUGUUUCCUGGGAAGUCAUCCCUCUGGCAUAAUGGAAAGUGGAAUAAUCCCAUUCUUUCUUGAAAAAGUAGCAAAUUCUUAAACACUGUGUACUGGAAACUUAAAGAUCAAGUUCUUCAAGGAGCGAAAAUGUGUUAAACCAGUGUAUGGCAAAAGAAAACUGACCAAGGAGAUCACAGAACAUUCAUGGAGUUGGGUAUCGAUUCUUUCAGUUCAGAUCAAGCAGCUCCUUUAAUUUACCAAUGAAAUUCACAUUCUGAUCUCCAUGGGACUCUUUGUCAAGCUGUUCAUUCUAAGUAUUCCAAAUAAACAAAGGGAUUUUAGUUCUUUCAUUGUCAGGUUUAAGUCUCUUAGGAUAAGGAAGUGCAUAAAGAUUAACUUAAUUGGCAUUAUUCUGCAAUGUAUAAUACUCAAACUGCUUCUAUGUAAAAAUUAGAAUUUUUUUGUCUGUAUCUUCCUCAUGUCUUGGUGUUUUAGAUAUGCUUAUGUGUUGUAGAUCUAGUAUAUAAUUCUAAUUGCCGUUGUUUCUCUGCAUUUGUGAAUUUACAUCUGUCUCUGCCAGGGCCAUCGCCAGAGUUUAGUAGGCCAGGGAGACAAAGCUCUUUACAAAGUCUAUAGCUUAAUACAGUAAUGCUGAAAUUUGUAUUAUAUGAUGGUAUACAAGUUAAUAAAACUGUGUACAGUCUGUUCAAAUAAUGGAUUCUAAAAUGUGACACAUAUGGAAAAUAAAGGCUGACAGCUACCAAAUAUCCAAUAGAACAAACUAUUCACAAAUUAUAUAUAACCUCUUUAGAUUCUUAUAAUAUGAAUCCAAUAUUAUCUUAUAGGAUAAACGGAAAAUCCUAUAGGAGCUCUUUGUAAUGCCUAUGCAGGCUUUAUGCCAAAAUUUUUGUAUGUAGAUAGAUCUGUGCAAUUCUCCCUUUAGUCUUCUUAGAAGGUUUUCUACAAAUGUAAUUAAAAUGGAAAAAUAAAUGUCUGUAGGCUUAGCAAGAGCUAAUUUGUCAAUUACAUUUCCACUGUUACUGACCAUAUGUUUGUUGUAAGUAUUUCAGCACCGUCACUUUAUAUGCUUCAAAACAUAGAAAAUUGAGGAAAGAUUUCUUGUGGAGCAUGAGGGCAACAGUUUGUAGACAUCUGCUGAUAAGGACAGACAGUAACUUUUGUACAUUUUGUGUCUAUAAACUAUUUAGUAGAAAAGGAGUCUAACAGCUAUAAGCAUAGCCAAAAAGUCAGACCAGAUCAUAGAUCUUCUCUGCGGAAAUCAUGAGAUGCAUUAAUCACCAUGUGUCAUAAAUCAUAAAAUGAUUGAUAACUGAUGAACAGUAGAUUUUACCAAAUCCCUGUUAGUUUUGCUAUUGUAGAGUUUAGGAUUCAGAUCAUAUUUCUCAUUUCUAAGCAGACUUACGCAUUCAGACUGUGAUAAUGCUGAUUAAAACCUAUGGUUGAAAGUGAAAAAGGUAUUGCCAUCUCAUUGAAACAAUAAAAUAUUGAUGAUAGAAACAAUACACUUUAUGUAAAUUUAAAGUGCAUGCCCUGUGUCUUGUAAUAUAAUCUUGUUCUGGAUGACAUCUUAAACCCAUAGCACCUGCUGAAUACUUGCAUUCUAAAUAUAUAAGAGUUCAAAUUGCAUUCUGCAUUGUUUUCAUAAAAUAACCUACACUUUCCAAAUUCUCUAUUUCAACUCCCAUUUAUCCUUAACAGCAUUGCAUUCCUGUGUACUUAGUAUAAUGCAUACAAGAGUGCAAGAUACAUUUUAUCGAUCGUUGCUGGUGAAUUAAACCUCGACUAAGUAAGACAGCAGAAAUACUGCACGUGUUGGGAAUCAAAACUAAAAGAACAGAAAAUGCUAAAAGUACUCAGCAAGUCAGGCAGCAUCUCAGGAGAAAGAAGCGGAGUUAACAGUUCAUUAGAAUUGAUACUUCUUGAAUUGUUUUUGAAAUCACUGCUGUCUGAACAGCCCUACAUGAAUCAAUUAUUCAGGUUAUAAAAUAUUUUUACAUUUUGUUAUGGAAUAAUGCUGCAUAUAGAUUAUUCUUUUAACAAAAUGAUUAACAUUCACAUUCAUACUUAAAUAUUUUCCUCUCUUUAUAAAACUAACUCAAAAGUCUGAAUAUAAGUUCAGAACUCUUUGUUUAACUCCCAUGCCCCAAAAACAUAAUCUUUUUAGGUAUUGUUAUUCUUUAGGAGUUUUAACAACCAAAUUUUCGGGCUUUCUAACAAAUUAUUGAGUUAAAGAUUUUCAUAAACUAUAACAACCUGUAGCAAACAUAAUCCAUGAUUAGAUUGCCCCAUUUUUGUAAAGUCUAGCUAGAACUUGCAACUAGUGGCAUGAUUGAAAUCACAAGCUCAUCAAGACAAAAUUGGAACCUAGUUACAGUAAAUUAGAACUCUCAUGAGGUUUCCCUUAGUAUGGAUUUUGCCCCUGAAGUUAUACUAACAAGACCUGAAUUACUAUGGAUCUAACUACCUUGGCCUUAAAGCCUGAUUGUUUCUAGAUUAAAACUGAUUUAGAUUUCCUUCCCGAAAAUGUGAGUGCAAAUGUACAAUAACUGAAAAAUCUUUACUCCUGUUUGGUUUCAGUGAUUUUAAAAGAAAACAUUUUUUGAGUAUUCCGAAGUUCAAUUUUCAAAUAUUCAACUAAUCUCCUUCAUUCUAUUGAUCUGGCCAGGAUCUAGCUUGAACAAUGCCCCCUUUCAUUUGCAGAAUCAUUGGAAGCCCAACGUCCCCGCAGUGACAGAAGUCUGGAGCAAUUUAGUGGUCCUCAGCCCCUUAGCUUACCAAAAGUCAGGAGCAGGGCAGCUACUGGCACUGCUCAGAGUAUUGCCUCUGGAUCCUUGGAUACAAGUGAGUGAGACAGAAUGGGCCAAUGUUAACAGAAAGAAUAGGGACGGGCAUUGGGUGGCUUUCAGCUGAUCCCACAGAUUCCCAAAUCAGAAAUGAAAGUGCUGGGUGACCUUUGAAAUCACAGGAGAGCCAUCCAAGUUCUGUUAUUGAUAUUCUUCCAAUCAGAGAUGUUAUUACACAUCUCUGGAGCAGGUGGGACUUGGUUCAAAGGUAGGGAUAUUACCACUGCACCAUAACAGCCCUUAAGUCCUGUUACAUCGCUCAGCUAUGCAUAAGGUCCAAUAGGAACACAGAUAAGCAGUGUCAUGUGGCUAAUUAAUAAGUCUAAUUGAUAUCCAGUCAUGGUCAGGCAGGAUUCACAUACUGCAGCCAUUGUCUCCCAGUGUAACUGAGAGCAGUUUCUCAAUGCUGAGAACUCAGUGCAGAUAUCCCCCAUCUGAUUCCCCUGGCCCUAUCUCCUGUGCUGCAGCAGACUCGAUAUAGGCAUGGAUUGGGUCUGACUUAAAGUGACAGCAGCCACUUUUCCGACUCAAACUCUUCCAACCACCCCAUUUCCAGUAGUCAUUAAGCCUGGGUGACAAUUCUGAUCCAAGGAAAUGGUUUGAAAUUUAACUUUAUUGGGACUGCAAAGGUUUUAACUUUGCUUUCAGCUGAGGUUCCUAUAGAUCUGGAAAGCUGACAGGGUUCCUCCAGGUGAGGUCUUGGUAGUUUCUGAAAGUAUGUUCACAUCUACAUUCUAGAUCCAGGUGCCUGCCUGAAAACCUUCAUUUUAAGGACCAUGCCAACAGCCUCCACCCAGGCCUUCAAACUGCCAGCCCCACCACACUUCCAGGCCCCAAUUUCUGCCCGCCCACUCCACCAGGACCCAAACAGAGCUGUUGAUUCCUCCACUGUGAUGUCUGCAAUCAAAAGUUCCUACCCUGCUUCUCUGAGGACCUGGCCUCUCACCCCUGAAAUUGGCAGCAUAUCUCCCUUCCCCUCCCAAAUUGUCCCGCUUCCAUUGCACCCACACCUUUGGUCCUCUCAUCAUCCUUAGGCCUUUGCUCUGGUUAGCUACCCAUCCUUGUUCCCAGCACAGUCUGAGCUGCUGCUGUGACUAUCAAUGACCUUGUCCUCAACCAAUUGAAGGCCUGGUUGUCCAUCAGGCUAAGCCUCCAGUUGAGGAACCAAUUACUACGACCACUACCAUGCAUUAGAGUUAAAACUCCAUUGCAAGUGUGGGCAGAAAACUGAGUUGUGGAUUCCCUUCCAAUUUUAGCUCAGUUUGCUGGAUGGCUGGUUUGUGAUGCAAAUUGAUGGCAAUUUUCCCAGGAGAUUAGCACUAAGAUCCGUCCUUUUCAACCUUGCCCCUUGCCUGAGGAUUAGUGACCCUCAAGUUAAAACAUCACCAGUCCUCUCACUCUAGUGAGAGAGCAGAUCUUUGAUCUUGUAAGACUAUGGCAAAUUUACCUUAUCUUUUGUAAUUAGCCAGCUUCCUGUGGUUCAGGUCAGUAAAAAUUCUGCCCCAUGUAAUUCUUUCAUACAGUUAUUGUCUUUGUCUGCACAAGAAUAUGUAGGGAAGGCCAUCAGAGUUAUAUGAACUCUAUCAAGAACAAAUACACCAGAUUAUCCAUUAAAAUUAAAUUAAGUUGCUGUCAAUUAAAUUGUAACUUGCAUGGCAAAACCAGUCUCAAAAACUGAAUUGAGUUUGCCUCUAGCCAUACACCUGCUCUGCUAUGAUUUAGAUUUUUUAAAGCCUGGCUUUUGGUCUAAUGAUCGCUGUAUGAUCCAUGUUGGGUAAAGUUUUUACAUGUGUAAUCCUUGAGCAUUCUUUUUACAGAUGUACCACUAAAUGGAGACAGGCAAUGAUACUUAAUUUACUUAAAUCAGUUUAUAAAACAGAACAUAUAGAUCAUGAAGGGACUUAUGGCUAUAUAGCAGACUCGUUUAAUUUGUAUUGUAUGCGACUAUCCUAUCCUUAAUAUUGGCGAUUGCCCUGACAUAUAAGUCUACAUGUUACUCCAUGAAAGUUUUGCAAGAUAAGUGACCCCAACAACCACCUACUCUGUGCGCUUGCUAUUGUAUGUCAGUUAAUUGUGUACAAGUCUUGAUUUUUUUUUCUAUUAAAGUUGUCCAAAACUGGGAUGCAUCUUGCUGGUAUGCUGCACCAAUGGGAUUUCUGUACACUGGAACUACAAUGUGUUUAGCAUAAAUUUCUUGAAGUUGUGUCUAUAUUCAUGAAAGGGCAUGUCAAAUGUACAGUCUAAAUUAAAAAUGUGGGUUUGUGAAUAAAAAUAAUUGCCAAAUAACUAUCAUUGAUGUAAUAAAUGAAAAGGUUUAAUGUGAGCCACUUGAAAGCGAGAGCAUUUUUGCUCUGUGGUACUAAAAUAAAUAAAACAGCAAUGUUCUCAUUAGAAAUAAUCUGCAACUGAGUUUUCAUUAAUGGUGAUGUUCCUAAACUGGUGAUUGGAAGCUAAAAGAGCUCACAUUUUUGAAGAAAUCUGAGAUUGCAUUGGCUGUUAUG